CAUCAGGCACUGCCUAUCAGCAUUAGCCACGUCAUCAGCAUCAACAAUCCACAAUUACUCAACUCUCAAAGGCGAAAAUCAUUCUGCCGGAGACAGAAUCAGGCAAACCAAAUCUGAACACUCUAAGAAUCAAAACAAAACCCAAACACACAUCAUUUAAUGACGUAAACAAAAUAUUUGCUUUGGGCUUUGCUAGAGCCCCUAUACGUGGUGACUUAGAGGGAAGGAAGCCUGCGAGAUUUCUGUCUAUUCUCCAAAACUUUUUCAAAGAACUGAUUGUCCUAUGUUAUUUAACCGGAGAAUGGGCUAAUUUGUCACCCAAAACAAUGUUUAACUAAGAGAAGUAUUUUUCUGAAAUGCAAAAGCAUUCAAGCCUUUAACCUAAGGACCUUCACGGCUGAGAGCUCAGGGGUCAUCGCUGCCUCUACCUUUAUAAGCCCAUUUUCAAUGCUAAUGAAUUCUUUUACAGGUGUAUUUGCUAAUUUUUAUGUGUGUUUUAGAUAUAGAUUCACUAAUCAUUACUUAGAUGUAACCCAGGGUUUUUUGCAUGUGAAAAUAGGACUUAAAUCCAGAUUUAUAGGUAAAGAGCAGGAAACUGAGGGAGGGAAAGACACAAAAUAGCCGGAGGGUAAAAUGAGGAAGGACUUCACUAGUCUAUUUAAAAAAUACCCUAAGGUAUUAUGUGGCCCCUGCUUGGUAACUUUCUAGCUCCCUUCUCAAAUUUUCCAAAAAGUUGAACUCAUUUUGAAACUUUGAUGUACAACUCACUAAGUCACCUAGGGAUUCUUGUUAAAAUGCAAAUUAUGAUUUAGAGAAUCGGGGGUUGGGGCUGAGAUUUCGCAUUUCUAGCAAGCUCCCAGACGGUGACGACGCUGUUGAGCAGCAAGGAUGUAAACCUUAAGAAGUUGGAAUCAGUCCUUGUCAGUUCGGAGAACUCGCUUCUGACAGGAUGGCCAGUAACCCAUGUGCCAGGUAGCAUUCUAUGCCCAUCUUGAAUGCCAACAGGAAGUCACUGGACAGCAAACUCUUCCAAGAUCAUAACUGGGCUGUUGGAGUAACUUGGAACAGAAGAAAAAAGAAUCAAAACCAUGGCAAAAGCAAAGAGAGCUCGGUCUACUGCUCCUCCGGAUGGAGGCUGGGGCUGGAUGAUUGUUGUUGGCUGUUUCCUUGUUACCAUCUGCACCCGGGCAGUAACCAGAUGUAUUUCAAUUUUUUUUGUGGAGUUCCAGACGUACUUUACUCAGGAUUAUGCACAAACAGCGUGGAUCCAUUCCAUUGUAGACUGUAUGACCAUGCUCUGUGCUCCUCUUGGGAGUGUUGUCAGUAACCAUUUAUCCUGUCAAGUGGGAAUCAUGCUGGGUGGCUUGCUUGCAUCUACUGGUCUCAUCCUGGGCUCAUUUGCCACCAGUCUGAAGCAUCUCUACCUCACUCUGGGAGUUGUUACAGGUCUUGGAUUUGCACUUUGUUACUCCCCAGCUAUUGCCAUGGUUGGCAAGUAUUUCAGCAGACGGAAAGCCCUUGCUUAUGGGAUCGCCAUGUCGGGAAGUGGCAUUGGCACCUUCGUCCUGGCUCCUGUGGUUCAGCUCCUUAUCGAACAGUUUUCCUGGAGGGGAGCAUUACUCAUUCUUGGGGGCUUCGUUUUGAAUCUCUGUGUUUGCGGUGCCUUGAUGCGGCCAAUUACUCUUAAAGAGGACCAUACAACUCCAGAGCAGAACCAUGUCUGUAGAACUCAGACACGAGACUUUAAGAGGGUGUCUCCUUGUUCAACUUUGACCAACAAAUGGGUGCAGACCUGCCUUUGCUGCUCUUUGCAGCAGGAAUACAGUUUUUUACUGAUGUCAGACUUUGUUGUGUUAGCCGUCUCUGUUCUGUUUAUGGCUUAUGGCUGCAGCCCUCUCUUUGUGUACUUGGUGCCUUAUGCUUUGAGUGUUGGAGUGAGUCACCAGCAAGCUGCUUUUCUUAUGUCCAUUCUUGGGGUGAUUGACAUUAUUGGCAAUAUCACAUUUGGAUGGCUCACCGACAGAAGGUGUCUGAAGAAUUACCGGUAUGUUUGCUACCUCUUUGCCGUGGGACUAGAUGGGCUCUGCUAUCUUUGCCUCCCAAUGCUUCAAAGUCUUCCCCUGCUCGUGCCUUUCUCUUGUACCUUUGGCUACUUUGAUGGUGCCUAUGUGACUUUGAUCCCAGUAGUGACUGCAGAAAUAGUGGGGACUACAUCUUUGUCAUCAGCGCUUGGUGUGGUGUACUUCCUUCAUGCAGUGCCAUACUUGGUGAGCCCACCCAUCGCAGGCUGGCUUGUAGAUGCGACUGGCAGCUACACUGCAGCAUUUCUUCUCUGUGGAUUUUCAAUGAUAUUUAGUUCUGUGUUGCUUGGCUUUGCUAGACUUGUAAAGAAGAUGAGAAAAACCCAGCUGCGGUUCCUUGCCAAAGAAUCUGAUCCCAAGCUGCAGCUGUGGACCAAUGGAUCGGUGGCUUAUUCUGUAGCAAGAGGAUUAGAUCAGAAAGAUGAGGGGUCUGUGGCUAUGGCAGUGCCUGGUUACAACCCCACAUGACCAACAGCCUUGAGCCUGGGCACCUUCAGGUCUGAGAGAGGUGGGACCACUGGAUUGUACAAGUUUUUAAAGCAUUUUAUUUUGGCAGAAGCAUUGCUUUCCGAGGAAAUUAUUAUUAUUGUUUUGUUAACAUAUUUGUAGGGGAAAACAGAAAAUAACAAAGCAAAUUGGACUGGCUCAGAGUUUUCUCAUUUGAGAUUUGUACUCAAAAUUGAACUCACAUCUUUCAGGCAAUAAGCAUCACUCCACAGAGAAUGUUAGGCGAUAGCUGAUAUAAUUUUCUGUAAUUAGGGGUAAUUUCAAGACAUGACCAAAACAGAUGCCACUGGGCAGCAGCUUUGUCUCAAACUCUCUGCCCCUCCAUCCUCCCUUCUCAGUUAGAAGGUAAAAAGAAACAUUGGUGUGUAGGUUUGCUUAUUUUGUGCUGUUUGGAGAAGGGGAGUCUGCAAUAAUUGUUGCCUUUUCAAGAAUAAAAAGUAUUCUUCAACAACCCUAUUUAAAGUCCUAAUGAGAAACUCCACUAUGAAAAAGCUUUGCCAUCGUCAUCUUCCACCACUACUGAAAUCUCUUUGCAUAAGACUGAGGCUCAUCUUUGACAAGGGGCUCACCUCUAUCACAUACAAUACUUACUCUAAAUUUAUCAGGACACACCAAAUCACGGGGCAAUUUCUAAAUCUUACCUGAAAUGUUAACACCAACACUUCCCUGUUUUUCUUUAGAAAUAAAGCUUUUAUUUAAAUUGCAGACACAUUCCUGUUAGGAACAGAAAAAUGUUGGCAGUAUUCCAACUGGGCAGGAAUUGAAUUCUUGAAUCAGCAGGUCUCUGAUUAGAGUUUUCUUUUCAGCUCAGAUACUUAGGUUCAUCAUUACCCAAAACAGGACUUGGAGUUUUGCCUGAAAAAUAUUAUUCUAGAGAUGUUCUAAAGGUGAGAUUCUUUUCUCCCUGUGUUAAUUCUUGUUCCAGGGUCCACUCCUCUUCAUCUCUUUAUGAAUAAUCACUAGAAACUUGGUGAACUUUUUCAUCUGAAUGAGAAAUCUUCAUGGGUUAACCUCAGCAUCAUAGCACUCUCAUAAAUUACAGCUUUGGUUAGAGGAGAGGGAGGAGAAGGUUAAGAGGACUAGUGGUGUGAUGUUUUACAGUUUAUAGAACCCUUUCACCUACCUAACUCAUUGGAUUAGACUAGUUUACUCAAUCCCAACUACUCUACUUUGGUAGAGCAGUAUGGUUUCAGAUAAUUUCCCAGUCUUCAGAUUGAAGAGGGAGGGCAUGGGGAGAGAAGAGAAAGGCCAGAUCCCACAGCCUUUCUCCAACUAUUUUAAAUCCACAGAAUUGCAAUUCUAAAUGCCAAAUCAUGUUGCACCUAUAAAUAGGGGCAAGUUAUACAAUUGAAAGGAGGGUUUAAUUAUUCAAAAACUUAAAAUCUGAACCUCAAGGAAAUAUUUUGACCCUGAAGGCUAUUUAAUCCACUGUCCCCUGGGAGACUUCACAGAUGCCCUGCCAGGGGUCCUGAGAGAAAAAACACAGCAAUGAGGAAGAUCCUGGGUUGACUGAGCAUGUCAGCAGAAUGUUUGCCUAUAAAUGGACUAUUUCAUAAAAUUACAUAGUCAUACAUUGCUUUCACUAUGAAAUACUGACUUGAUGUGAUGGGAGAAUACUGUAAUAUUUACAGUUGUUUUCCAGAGAGAAAUUUCAAUGUUACCUGUUAUCUUUUUACUUAGUUUGAGAAUUUAAUUUUGAACCUAUUUACUUUGUCAUUUUUAAAUUUAAAAACAGCAUUUGGAAAAUAUCUGUAAAAAGUCAAAGUUAAAAUGAAGUUUUAUGUGUUUGGAAUAGCACUUUACACUAAAUGUCAUUUCUUGAAUGUUCAAGUCUAAAGAUUUUUGGAAAUAUAAAUAGUUAUAAAUAUUCAUAUACAUAUUUUUCCUAGUGAUGAUCACAGCAAAAUUUUGUUUAUCUAGUUCUGCAGUAUAAUUUCUCUAAAGUAUUAUAAGUAUUCAUGAAAAAUAAGCAUAGCGAUCAGAGCUUUUAAAAAUUUGUAUAAAAUAUCUUGGAUAUUUUGACUUUAUACAUGCAUAAAUUUGUAUUUUACUUUCCUUUUUGGAGCAGCAGUUUUAGAAAACCAGUAAGGAAAAUGUAGAUCGUAGAGUCUACUAUUGUCAUCUACACAAAAUUUUACUGUUAAGGUUCCACGUGCCUAUACUGUUUAUUUCAAAAUGGAGGGAUUCAUGGGAAUAAUGUAUUUUAUGGAAUCAGAACACAAUUGUGGUGGGAUGAUUCUACAUCUUAAAUAUUUCUUUAUAGCACUGCAAGCUCUGCUUUCAAAUUGACUGAGUAAAAAAGCGAAAGAAACUAUUUAACUUCUGUAGAAACACUGUACCACUGGGCCUUUUUUCAGAUUGUGAUUUCAACUAAUAGAUCAGAUAUUUAUGCUAAUAUUUUCUUAUUUCAAAAGCAUAAUAAAAUGAGUUUAUAGUCAUCUAUGGAAAAGCAUUUUUCCCCUGCACAAGGGGUUUGGAUUGGAUGGUGAGUGGGCCCAUCUGGAUCAUGCUAAUGUAGCUGGCAUAUAAAGAUGUGGUAAGCAAUCAAAUAAUUUACAAAAACCAAAACCAUUUGUUGAGUGCUUCCAAUGUGUUAGCCACUGUGCUAAGUGCUUCCUCUGCAUUGGCUCAUUUAAUCCCCAUAAUAACCUAUAUUAUCAUCAUUUUAGAGAUGUGGAAACUGAGAGACCAGGUCCCACAGUGAGUGACUCAGUAGCCACUGCACUCCAGUGCCUCUGGUGAAAUCCCAUCAAACUAGGAAGCUAUCUGAUGCUUGAGCCUGCCUCCUUCCCUUUGUGCCUACC
Molecule: messenger RNA, 5392 nt
Organism: Equus quagga
Lineage: Eukaryota; Metazoa; Chordata; Mammalia; Perissodactyla; Equidae
Gene: SLC16A12
Product: solute carrier family 16 member 12
Exons: 7
Coding region: 1089-2549 (486 amino acids)
Biological process (GO): transmembrane transport; monocarboxylic acid transport
Molecular function (GO): monocarboxylic acid transmembrane transporter activity
Source: RefSeq, a predicted model, not a curated record